Pediculus humanus corporis (human body louse) is the source of this 501-nucleotide messenger RNA. Its product is annotated as mitochondrial 50S ribosomal protein L41, putative. Lineage: Eukaryota; Metazoa; Arthropoda; Insecta; Psocodea; Pediculidae. Gene Ontology annotation, cellular component: mitochondrial large ribosomal subunit. The coding region runs from base 1 to 501 and encodes 166 amino acids. Gene Ontology annotation, molecular function: structural constituent of ribosome. Gene Ontology annotation, biological process: translation. The transcript has 3 exons. The record is from RefSeq and is a predicted model, not a curated record.
AUGGCGUUAAACGGUUCGUUACCGCCGAUAUUCGCUACGUGCAUUCGAACAAUUUCAACUUCUUCGAUAAGAAGUGGAAAAAAAAAUUUUCGACAAUUUCCUCUUUAUAAUUUUAGAGGAUCAAUGGCGUUUAGAAAAAAACAACAAGAAAAUCCGCAUCCGAAUAUUCCGAUAUACAAAUAUGGCGUGAGAGAACCGGGUUAUACAAUUAAUAAUAAAUUUCAUUUUGUGCCUGAAAUGAUACCUGAAAUAAUUGUUCCUGAUUUAACAGAUUUCACAUUAAAACCUUAUGUGUCAUAUAGAUCAUCUGAUAUAAUGCAAACAGAAUUUACAGCCAAAGAUUUAUUCGAUGCUAUUUACAGUGAAAAAAUACAAAAUGAUUUUUACAAAGGAAAAUUAGACGAGGAUGGUAAUUCAUUAGAACCAAACAAUUAUGAAAAAAUGACGGAGGAGGAAGCCGAAUUAUUAGCUAAACAAACUGGAAGUGAUAUAUUCGGUUAG